GGUGGGACUGUUGACACUUUGCAUGUUUGUUUAAAGGGUAAUUAAAGAAUAAUUAUGUUUGUUUUUUAGGAAAGGGGGCAAGUAGCCAAAAGAAAGCACCCAUGGUUUUUAGUUUUUAGUACGUGGUCAAAGGUGGAUCAAACAUUUUUCUUUCCAGAAGUAAAAACGGACAAGUUUUGUGCCACCCGGGCCAAAUAUCCAUAUUUUAGCCAAGGAAAUUUUAGACGACUUUUAUUUGAACCAAGGCAUCACUACCAGAAAAGGCGUGAAAAAGGGAACGACUCCAUUUCAAGAAGUCCCAACUAAGUCGGAUUUGAUGCUAGAAACAUCACCCAAAAGAGAGAAAAGAAGUUAUCAUAAAGCAGGUCCUUCAACUCACAGCAGCACCCUAACUGCAAGUGAAGCUGGGAAUGAACAAUGUACAGAAUUUGAUCUCCCGGAACAAAAAAACUCGAAUGAAUUAUUAGUACAGUUUCUCCCUUCUUGCUCAGCGUCAACAGCUUUUAAAAGAGUUAAGACUGAACAAUUAGUACUUACUCAGAAGAAGGCAGCAGACGUAAAACCUGAAGUGCAUUACAAAAGAGAGGAAAAGUCUUCACUUCGGGAAAUUAGAGCUCAAGAGCUACCAUUACAUAGUAAUAUUAAGACAGAGCCUGAUACUGACCUAGACGGUAGUAUAAAAAUGGAAUCAAGUGUGAAGGUGGAAGAGAGUAUUUUACCUAAAGUAAAGUCUGAAAUAGCAGACACAGAAGAGGAGGAUCCACGUUUUGUAUCAUCUCACACUCACUUCAAUGCUAAAGGCAACAUAUUAAGUGUGUCAUAUAUAAAAGAAGAAGAAGUGGAAUCGCCACAGUCACGUUUUAUUCCCAGAGCAACUUCCGUUUCACCAUAUCACAGACAUGGAAGUGAAUCUCCAAGUAGGAAUGAAGAAAUUGAUUGAUAUAAACAAAGGAUUUUUGUUCUUGAGCAUACAGUACGACGCCAGUCCGGGAAGAUAGGAGAGUUAGAGAAGUUGUAAAGCAACUUAAUAUACAGAUAACUCCUUUAACUAAAAGAGUAAAUUUGAAAAAAGGUGUGAUACCUAGUCUGAAACUACCAAAGGGCAGUCAUGACACAGGUCACGAUAAGGAAAUAAGGCGUAACCGGCGUAACAUUACUAUCAGGCAAGUCGGUAUUAGACUACCAGAUUGAAAAAUUGAAGAGGUCAUGGAACGGUUUUAAAUCAGAAUGGACUCAGUCAUCGAUUGUUGUACUUUUUGUUAAUUUUGCCAAUAAUUACACGUUUAAAACUUAUUAAAAUGGUGAAAUCGUGUUGUGCGUAUGGUUGUACGCAAAGAGCAACAAAAAAAGGUGUUACUUUUCAUGCGUUUCCUAGAGAUCCCGCCCUUAGAAAAAAGUGGGUAAUUGCUAUCAACCGCGACAAUUUCGUUCCGACUGAGAAUUCGCGAAUUUGUGGCAAACACUUUCAAGACUCUGACUAUAUUAUUCAAAUUGGUAAAAAACGAUUAGAAAAUGAUGCUGUGCCGUCAGUUUUUGACUUUUCAAAUCAUUAUAAAAAACCUGCUAAUAAAAAACGUAAGACUCGAGCACGUAAGAAGUUAGCGGUUAAGGGACAACCAAAAAGACAAGUUGAUAAACAUACUCCAACAACAAGUGUUGAUUAUCCUGCUGAAAAAACCGCUUCAAGAAAUGUGUUAAUUUGCCCAAAGACAGAUUUUGAGUACCAAGGCAUCACUACUAGAAAACGCGUGAAAACGGAAACGAUUUCAUUUCUAGAAGUCUCAAGUAAUUCGGAUUUGACGCCAGAAAUAUCACCCAAAAGAGAGAAAAGAAGUUAUCAUAAAGCAGGUCCUUCAACUCACAGCAGCACCAUAACUGCAAGUGAAGCUGGGAAUGAACAAUGUACAGAAUAUGAACUCCCGGAACAAACAAAUUUGAAUGAAUUAUUGGUACAGUUUCUCCCUUCUUGCUCAACGUCAACUGCUUUUAAGACUGAACCAUUAGUACUUACUCAGAAGAAGGCAGCAGAAGUGCUUUACAAAAGAGAGGAAAAGUCAUCUCGUGAAAUUAGGUCUCAAGAACUACCAUUACAUGGAAAUAUUAAGACAGAGCCUGAUACUGACUUAGAUGGUGGUAUAAAAAUUGAAUCAUGUGUGGAGGUGGAAGAGAGUAUUUUACCUGAAGUAAAGACCGAAAUACCAGACACAGAAGAGGGGAAUCCACGUUUUGUAUCAUCUCACACUCACUUCAAUGCUAAAGGCAACAUAUUACGUGUGUCAUAUAUAAAAGAAGAAGAAGAAGAAGUGGAAUCGCCACAGUCACGUUUUAUUUCCAGAGCAACUUCCGUUUCGCCAUGUCACAGACAUGGAAGUGAAUCUCCAAGUAGGAAUGAAGAAAUUGAUAGAUAUAAACAAAGGAUACUAGUUCUUGAGCAUACAGUACGACGCCAGUCCGAGAAGAUAGAAGAGUUAGAAAAUUUAAUAAGACUUCAUAAGAAUAAAAAAAUUUGAAAUAAAAACCCGAGUUGUUUUUAAUAAUAAUGAAAAUAUUUCAUUAUUUUCACUCUGCCUUAAUUUAAUUUUUGAGUAAGUUGUAAAGG
This is a messenger RNA of Tribolium castaneum (red flour beetle), 2599 nucleotides long. RefSeq names its product THAP domain-containing protein 5. Bases 1299 to 2510 code for a protein of 403 amino acids. Lineage: Eukaryota; Metazoa; Arthropoda; Insecta; Coleoptera; Tenebrionidae. Gene Ontology annotation, molecular function: sequence-specific DNA binding. The transcript has 7 exons. The record is from RefSeq and is a predicted model, not a curated record.